Molecule: messenger RNA, 2658 nt
Organism: Polistes dominula (European paper wasp)
Lineage: Eukaryota; Metazoa; Arthropoda; Insecta; Hymenoptera; Vespidae
Gene: Nulp1
Product: Nuclear localized protein 1
Cellular component (GO): RQC complex
Source: RefSeq, a predicted model, not a curated record
UAUAUACUAUAUGUGUAUAUAUAUUUGCAUACAAAAAUAUAUUUAUCGACGUUUUGAUUUUACUCAAUAUGUCUACACGUUAUAUGAAAAAAGUUUUUGGUGGAGAUGAAAUUGUUGAUGGAAAUAAAGAAAACGUUAGUGAUGUGGAAAAUUCAGUAAAUGACAAUUUCAAAUCAAAGGCAUUCAACGUUUUCGAUGUGUUAAAUGAUAACUCAUCAAGCGAAAGUGAAACCAUAAAUGAGAAAAAUGAUGAAACCAAUUCAGAUAUUAUUAAAGGUAAAAAGAAAAAGAAAAAGCGUAGGAAACCAGAAAUUGGUAAAAUGCAACAACAAACACGUAAACCUGAAAGCGAAGAAGACAUCGAUGAAAUAGAAAGCUUAGUAAGAGAAGUAAAUCAAUUACUAGGGGAGCCAUCACCAGGUUCUAGUAAGGAAAAUUCUGAAAAACCCCAAUGGAUUGUAGGAAAAUCUAAAGAAAGUAUUUUGAGUGUUCAACAUAAGCAUUUAAAUCCAUUUAAUGAACUUAAGAGAAUUUUUGGAAGUAAAACUAUACAAGCGGAACAAAGCAAACGAAGAAAUAGAGGACGUACAGGUCAUUUGAAAAAGACUUGGUUGGUGUCUCCAAGAGAGAAUUGGCCACCGAUUGGAAAAUCUGGAUUAUCGAUGUCUAUAGACUCUACAAUGAAAUCUGAUAAUGCUCUAUAUUUUGUUUAUGAACAUGAUUCUUCAUAUAAACAAAUACAGCUUAAAUUCUUAGAAGCUGUUGAAAGUUCUAAUCCUGAAAGUCUCAUAAAUGUAAUAAAUACUCAUACUUAUCACGUUGAUACAUUACUGCAAUUAGCAGAAUUAUGUAAAUUAAGUGAGGAUUUACCAAUGGCCGUAGAAUUUACAGAAAGAGCAUUAUAUAGUUUGGAGUGUGCGUUUCAUCCAUUAUUUAAUGUGGUAACAGCACGUUGCAGGUUGGAUUAUAGGAAACAAAUAAAUCGUGCAUUGUUUAUAACAAUAUUUAAACAUCUUAUUUUUGUUGGUGGACGUGCUUGUUAUAGGACAAGUUUAGAAUUUUGUAAAUUACUGCUAGCACUUGAUCCCCUACAAGAUCCAUUAGCUGUUGUUCUAUUUAUUGACUUUUACGCAUUAAGAGCUAGAGAGUAUGAAUGGUUUGUCGAUUUCUGCAAUCUUUGGGAUAGCACAAGGAAUUUGACACAACUUCCAAAUAUAGCUUAUAGUUUAGCUCUUUCACAUUUUUGUUUAGGCCAUCAUGAGACCGCAAAUGAAUUAUUACAAAAUGCAUUGAUCAUGUUUCCAGGGGUUCUCAUGCCCUUAUUAGAAAAAUGCAGUGUACAAACCGACCCUAAGGUGUCUGCUCAUUAUUUUUUUAAUAGCAAAGCUAAAAAUACGACUACUUUAGCAUUAGAAAAAUUACAAAAUUUGUACAUAGUGCGUAGUUAUCAUUUGUGGAAAGAAGCUGAUGUUUUGCCAUGGUUGGAAAAAUGUGUACAUUUAGUGCUUGAUCGGGUUGAUUCUAAAGACAGUUAUGUUAAGUAUUGUGAAGUAAAGCGUGGCGAACGAUAUAAGGGAAAUUUGCCAACGAAUAUUUUAAGACACAUCAUACUUGCUGAUAUAAAAGAGAUUACCGUCAACGUUCAGGAGAUUCAAGAUGCAGCACCAGUGUUAUUAUAUGAUCCACUACCACCUGCUAACAGUGUAGAUACCUAUGGACGACCUACAACAGGUCAAAGAGGAAAUCUGAGUAAUUGGGGUCUAUUCUCCCUUUUCUUUUCUUCAUUGUUUGGAGAUAUAGAUGUAGCUAUUGCAGAAGUUGCAGAAGUCGCUGAAGGUCUUGCUGCCAAUGGAUUCAAUUUGUUCGAUCAAAAUGACGAUCGAGCAUAAGAUAGCUCAAGAGACAUUUGUACAAAUGCCGGCAGAGUUUUCCAUUACUCUUGUUAUUAUGAUAACUCAUCAUGCCGUUGUAAAAAAUAUCUCUUUUUUAAAAUUUACAAUAUUUAAAAUAUUUUAGUUAGCAAUUGAAAAGGUAUUGAACACUUAUUUUACAGUCAAUUGAUAAAAGCAUAAUGAAAUUUGAAAAAAAAAUUAUAAAGCAUAAUAACUAAAUAAUUUUAUUUAUAUAUACAUAUAAAUAUAUAUUAUAGUAUUUUUAACCGACUGAUUGUUACGUCAGUAACAGUUAUGAUUGUAAGCUAUAACAGAGUGCAAUUGAUUUAAAUCUGUAUCAAUUUAAUUUCAUAUCUUGUCCGAUUCAAUGGCAACAAAUAUUACGAUUGAACUUGUAGAAAGUAGAUAUCUAUUCCAAUUCUUUCACAUUGUUUAUUUACUCUGUAGAGAUCAAUUCUUUAUUUCAAAUAUAAUUUAAGUCAAAUGUAUAUUCUUAUCUAUGCACUUUCAAAAAUUUAACGAAAUUUUUUUUUAAAUUUCUGCAUAAUAGAACCAUUAUGCGAAAGAUAUUGAAUAUGUUAUAAAUUGUCUAAAGUGAUAAAUAGGUAGUGAUGUAAUAUAAACAUUUAAUGGAAGAUAUAUCAUUCUGUUAAUCAAAACUUUUAAUUCAUCCGUACGCCUGUGUUCAUUAGAAAAAAAUUAUUAUUUUCCAACGCACUUAUUUACAGUUGUAUACAAUUGUUCAGUAAUAUAAUCUUAUUGUUAA